UAGCUAGUAUUCGUGGCCCGUACGUGGAAGGCUAAAGAUGCGUCGCUCUCAAUGGAACCCCUGUGGUGGUGGUGUGGUGGUGCUGCUGCUGCUGCUCCUGGCGGGCGGCUGGAGCCUGGCCUGGGCCUAUCUGCCCGAUGUGAACAUCUUCACCAACUACCGCACCGAGGUGUACAAUGGCAUACCCUCGGAGAUUGAUACGACGCCGUUUGUGAGAAUUGCGGACAACUAUUACUACAUCGAGACGAUGAACAAGGUGAAUUGGUUUCAGGCGGCCGGUGCCUGUCGCCUGAUGAACGCCCAUUUGGCUUCCAUUGAGGACAAGGCGGAAAUGGAAGCGCUGAUUAAGUAUAUGAAGGCCAAGGGGUUUAAGAACAACGAUUACUUUUGGAUAUCGGGCAAUGAUCUGGGCACUGAGGGUGCCUUCUAUUGGCUGUCCAAUGGCCGACCCAUGACCUAUGCCCCCUGGAAUGGGCCCAAACAAAUGCCGGACAACUAUGGGGGCAACGAGAACUGUGUCCAUAUGUUCGCCACUCGCGAAAUGAUCAACGAUGCCAACUGCAAGAUCCAGAUGCUGUAUGUCUGCGAAGCCAGAGAGCCGAAAACCUUUAAAUUUACAUACAUCAAAUGGUAGAAAUGAUGCCAUUCCGCACACCACACUAGACACCCAACACAAAGCAUAGUUUUAGCCGGCAUUUUUAUUAUCCGCUUUUUUUUGUAUCAUUUUUAUCGUAAUCGUAAUCGUAUCGAUGGUCGAUCUCUCAUUAUCAUUUUUGUUUUCCUUGUGUUUUUCUGAUCGUUCCGCUUCCAUUUAAUGUGUUUUUGUUGCUUUCUGUAUCGCUAAUUAUACAAUCAGUUAAUUUUUACUGCA
This is a messenger RNA of Drosophila subobscura, 871 nucleotides long. Its product is annotated as C-type lectin 37Da. Gene Ontology annotation, molecular function: signaling receptor activity. The record is from RefSeq and is a predicted model, not a curated record. The transcript has 2 exons. Bases 38 to 634 code for a protein of 198 amino acids. NCBI's taxonomy places the organism in Eukaryota, Metazoa, Arthropoda, Insecta, Diptera, Drosophilidae.